Messenger RNA from Daldinia childiae, 1104 nucleotides. RefSeq lists its product as uncharacterized. The transcript has 3 exons. NCBI's taxonomy places the organism in Eukaryota, Fungi, Ascomycota, Sordariomycetes, Xylariales, Hypoxylaceae. Bases 1 to 1104 code for a protein of 367 amino acids. Gene Ontology annotation, molecular function: magnesium ion transmembrane transporter activity. The record is from RefSeq and is a predicted model, not a curated record. Gene Ontology annotation, biological process: magnesium ion export from mitochondrion.
AUGACCUUCGACAAUGGGGAAUUGGAAGGGCGCCCACCCUAUAUCCACACCAUGCUCGCAGGAGGGUUUGGUGGAACUACUGGUGAUAUGUUGAUGCACUCGCUCGAUACCGUCAAAACUCGACAACAAGGUGAUCCGCAUAUGCCACCUAAAUAUACUUCUUUAGGAUCAUCUUAUUAUACAAUAUGGCGCCAGGAAGGAAUUCGACGUGGGUUGUACGGAGGAUGGCUCCCAGCUAUGAUGGGCUCUUUCCCCGGCACAGUUCUCUUCUUUGGUACCUAUGAAUGGAGCAAGCGGCAUAUGCUAGACUAUGGAAUCCAGUCUCAUGUCUCUUAUCUGGUAGCUGGGUUUCUCGGCGACUUCGCUGCAUCAAUAGUCUACGUACCCUCCGAGGUGUUGAAGACUCGCCUUCAGCUUCAGGGCCGGUAUAACAACCCUUAUUUUAAGUCCGGAUACAACUAUCGCGGUACUUUCGAUGCUGCGAGAACCAUUGUCAGGACAGAGGGAAUUUCGGAAUUGUUCUCUGGAUAUAAGGCAACUCUAUAUCGAGACCUUCCAUUUUCCGCCUUGCAGUUUAUGUUCUACGAGCAAUUUCAAAGUUGGGCCCGUGAAUAUAAGAAGAGCCGAGAGAUUGGAGUACGGUUAGAAUUACUAACCGGAGCUGCCGGCGGUGGAUUAGCUGGAGUGCUCACCUGUCCCCUGGACGUAGUGAAGACCCGGCUACAAACCCAGAUCGACCCCGUCCCGGUUGUGAGCAAACCUAAAGAUCGCUCGGCUAGAGAGACUACGUCGAGGCUUAAAGAGUCAGCCUCAAAACAGACACAACCCCCACCUCAACCUAAGCAACAAAAGCGCCCUAUAUCCACAUCAUCACCCUCUACACAUACACCGCGGCCUGGUGCUAUUCCAUUAGACGAAGAUUCGAUAAUGAAGGGGCUCAAGCUAAUUUAUAAAACAGAAGGUGUUGGCGGAUGGUUCAGAGGAGUUGGCCCGCGAUUUGUCUGGACCAGUGUACAAAGCGGUUGCAUGUUGUUCUUGUAUCAAACCAUAUUGCGAAAACUAGAGGUAUGGCUUCCGGUAGAGAGAUCAGACAUGUCUACUUAA